CAGCAAGUGCCGGUGCUUCUUCUUCUACUUGUAUUUAAGUUUACAGUUCAGGGUGUCCCCCGCCGACUCCCCAACAACAAAUGCAGCACGUCCCUCGUGAGGAACAGAGCUUCAGAAAAUGGAUGGACGGACAGAAAGACAAACUUCAAUGUACCUAAUUCCUUUCAAACAUAGUACGAUUCCUCGCCGAAUAUUGAACGUUUUCUGGGCGGCGUAUCUUGGCAAAAAAUUGGAGCACUGUGAAAUGAUCAGUGCCAGCAGAUUAAUUAAAAAAAAUCCAAGUAUUGUAUCAAAAUACAAAAUGUUUCAAAUGUAUGCAGGUCCUUUGCAGUGAUCAAGGAAUGAGACAAAAUUAGUCCUAACCAAGUCGGAGAAAGGCCACAGCCAAGCAAGGACAUCUGGAAGGACAAAGCUUGGGCGUCUUGGAAACUCUUUAGUGCCCCCCGAGCACGUUAAUGAGCUGCCGUCUGGUUCCCGGCGCCAAUCAAGCAUUUAAUUAGGGCUGCAAGUGCUCACUUGGAGGCAGCACACACCAAACUGGAUCAAAAGGCUCAUUGGUGUGCGUCAGCGGGCCUGUGGGCCACGCCCACCGCUCCCCUUGCGCGGUGGUGGGCCUUUAAAAGGGUCACUGUGCCCAAACUGGAAAACGUCGCUGCGCCAGGCAAAGUCGCUCAAGGUAAGCAAACUGAGCAAGGUGUCCAUGUUGCAGAGCUCUGCCUUUUUGAUGUUUCCCAGACAUGGAGUCCUGUUGCCCCGGAUUCCACCAUGGUGGGUGGAUGACUGACACGGCUAUCCAGGGGGGGGCAAAGACCUCAAAAAGGGCAACUUGUGGAAAUUACGUGUUUGCGGCUUCAAAAUGAGCGGGGCAAUUAUGCUAUGGGGCAAAAAGAUGACGACCGUGUAGAAGUGAUGGUUUUUGGCUUGAACAGGAUUCGUUACUCUGGGCGCAUCUCAAGAAAUCUAGCGAUUCGAGCUUGGACUGGAAUUUGCAAUUUUAUUGCCAUGCACCUUUACUGGACUUGACUUGUUGAUUUGCUGCAUGGGUGUGUUUUGCUUUUGGAGGUGAGGAUGUGUCACUGGCUAAUGUCCCGCUUUGUGUGCGUGCGCACGUUUCAGAUGAAGGGGCACGUGUAUCCCGGAGGCUCCCAGCUGGCCCUCUUGUCCCUGACCCUCCUCCUACCGCCGCCCCCCACCGUCACACCACACCCCCGAUUUGAGCCGCCCUCCGGGGGGUUCCUGCGGCUGCGCUCGGCGUCCUUCGAGCUCUCCUCUUCUUCCGUGGAGCUUCCUUCUUCUUCCAUCUCCGAGGCGUGGCAGGCUUGGCCCGGAGAAGACCCGCAGAUCCAGAGGCGGGCGAGGGAGAACGGCGGCGAGGAACGCGGCAACCCAUCUGGCGAGGCCCUCACCUCCAUCCUGGGCGGGCUCUUGAGCGUCGGCCGAGAGAAAGGCGGCUUUGGCUUUCGCUUUGGCAGGAAUUCCCGGGCCCGAGGCCGCGGACCCUGACGCGGCCCGAGCGGGUCACUAUAUGUGUCAAUACGCCACUAUUAAACGCAUCAAACGUGUCAUGUGAA
Messenger RNA from Syngnathus typhle (broad-nosed pipefish), 1571 nucleotides. RefSeq names its product pyroglutamylated RFamide peptide (gene qrfp). Lineage: Eukaryota; Metazoa; Chordata; Actinopteri; Syngnathiformes; Syngnathidae. Bases 1069 to 1503 code for a protein of 144 amino acids. The transcript is spliced from 2 exons. The record is from RefSeq and is a predicted model, not a curated record.